AUGGGCACGGGCUCGGUUCCGCGCGGGGCACGGAGCUCCGACACAAACGAACUCAGCAGCCCGAGCCGCGCUCAGGUGGGGUCCCUCACUGGCCGCUGCCUCGCUGGACGGGCGGCGCGGAGAAAGCGGCUUUUGUGUGUCGGGUCUCGCGGCUACAAUGUCUCUAAGCACACAGCCGGCAGCAGCGGUGCGAGCGGUGACCGGGAGGGAAACGCGUUGGGGUCGCGGCUCCACUCGGUCUCCGCUGAGAUUGCGGCUGCUGCGGUUGCUCUGACUCUUCGCUCGGGUCUCCGUCCCUCCGAGGCUUCAGUUCAUGGGUUACACGGCCGAGGGUCGCGGCUCUUGAGGGAAGGAGCCGCCGCCGCACGCCCGCAGCCAACUUGCCCGCUCGCCUCGCGCGCGGGAGUGAAGCCGCGGCACGACAAGCUGCCGGGCGGAAAUGACGAGGGGCCUCCUGCCACCCAAAAUAUCUCUCCGCAGCCCUCGGGUGCGAGGCGCGCGCUCCACGAGCCCCCCGCCCGCUCGCGGCCGCGCGGUCCCGCCCCCGGGGCCGACGGCAGGCGCGUGAGGCGCGUGCGCGUGCGCGCGCCGGCACGAGGCCCCAGCCGGGGGGUCUGCCUGUCAGUUAGGCAGGUGCCGGGGGCUCGCAGCCUGGCAUUCCCGCCCCACUGGCCGUCCCGGGACAGGGGCGCGCGAGGAGCGCGUGCGCGGCACGGCGGCUGCGGCGGCGGCGGCGGCGGUGUGAGCUUCAGCCGGGGUCGGUCAGUCAGUCAGUCAGUCAGUCAGUCAGGUGCCAGCAGCGGGAGCGCUGCCCGGAAGGGCCUCCGAGCGGACGCAGCGGCGGCGGGACGGUCCGCCCACCAGUUGAACGCAAACUGCUGAGGCGGCUGAGGAGGAAGAUUGGCAAAUUAAGGAUGCUCAUACCAAGUGGAACAAAUCAGUUAUUCCUACUGACCAAGAACUGUAUCCAGAAAGAGAGAGAGGCAUGCAACUGAAACCCAGAAAAGUUCAUUGACCUGUCCAAGCUAGCUGCUGAGCCAGUGCUAGGAGGAAGGUUGUCUGACUCCUGUCCAGGAUGUUUAUCAAUAGACUUCAAGGUGCUGUGCCAGGCACAUACUGUGCAGCCAUUGUCAGAAGUGGAUGUCACUUCAGCUAACCUCAUUUCCUGCCUAGAAAGCUGCCCCUCCAGUCCUUGUACUGAAGCCAGACAACUCAGGUUCCCACGAUAUGUCCCUGUCGCCUCUCCACCUG
Hipposideros armiger (great roundleaf bat) is the source of this 1251-nucleotide messenger RNA. Its product is annotated as translation initiation factor IF-2-like. The record is from RefSeq and is a predicted model, not a curated record. The coding region runs from base 1 to 882 and encodes 293 amino acids. NCBI's taxonomy places the organism in Eukaryota, Metazoa, Chordata, Mammalia, Chiroptera, Hipposideridae. The transcript has 5 exons.